CUCCUGCGCUCCGCCCCUCGCCGCACCGCGCCCCGGUUCCCACGGCGCCGCCUCCGGGCACCGCGAAAGAACCCGCCCGUCCUGCAAGCAGUCCCGCCGGGCCAGGCCGCGCGAACAUGGCGCUUGUCCCCUGCCAGGUGCUGCGGGUGGCCAUCCUGCUGUCCUAUUGCUCCAUCCUGUGCAACUACAAAGCCAUCGAAAUGCCCUCCCAUCAGACCUAUGGGGGGAGCUGGAAGUUCCUGACCUUCAUUGAUCUGGUUAUCCAGGCAGUCUUCUUCGGCAUCUGUGUGCUGACCGAUCUCUCCACUCUCCUGACCAGAGACAGCGGGAACCAGGAGCAAGAGCGACAGCUUAGGAAGCUCAUCUCCCUCCGGGACUGGACGCUGGCCGUGCUGGCCUUUCCUGUCGGGGUUUUUGUUGUCGCUGUGUUCUGGACCAUCUAUGCCUAUGACAGAGAGAUGAUAUAUCCAAAAUUGCUGGACAACUUUAUCCCAGGGUGGCUGAACCACGGAAUGCACACGACGGUUUUACCCUUUAUAUUAAUCGAGAUGAGGACAUCCCACCAUCAGUAUCCGAGUAGGAGCAGCGGGCUCGCCGCCAUAUGCACCUUCUCCGUGAGCUAUAUAUUAUGGGUGUGCUGGAUACAUCAUGUCACCGGCAUGUGGGUGUACCCUUUCCUGGAACACAUUGGCUCAGGAGCCAGGAUCAUCUUCUUUGGGUCAACAACAAUCCUAAUGAAUUUCCUGUACCUGCUGGGAGAAGUCCUGAACAGCUACAUCUGGGAUACACAGAGAACAAAGCCUCCUUCUUGGCAAGACACACAAUCUUAUGUAAGCUGUGGCAACCCUGUCCAAAAUCUAUGUAAGAACACAUAACCGCUGGAAGGUGGAAAGGCAAGGACUGGCCAUGUAGUGAUCUGAACCCUGCAUGAAAACACACCCAGAGGCUGGUAUGGGGGGUCAGAGAGAUCCGGACAUCUCCUUGGACACGGUCCGCUAUUCUAGAGAUGAACUGUAAAUGGACUGUGGUCCGCCAAUGUUGAGCACCUGGUUGAAGGCAGUGUCUUUGCAGGAGCUCAGUCCUCUCGUCUAAUAAAGUAGUGUUUGCUUAGUCAUUGCAUCUGAUUGCUUUGUGCGUGCUUCUUCUGAGCCCUGUGUGUCAGCGCGUCAGCCAAUGCUAGGUGGCCCCCUUUUUAAUUUGUUCUGACCAUGGCUUGGAGAACCAGACAGUAAUCUUCUCAUGACGUUUCCUCCAUUCAACAGAAGCAAUAAUCCUUCUCUUUUAAGUUUAGACUUAUUUGGCGCCUUAAAAGUGUUCCUGAAAUCAAAUGCAAGACUGUUUCCUCGCCAUCGUCAGAGAAUGCCUAUAGUUAGGUUUAAACUAAGAUGUGCAGUUCAGGAAAAAAAAAAUCUGGCUUCCUCUAUCCCCUGGAUGUGCUCAAUUCUGGCAGACAUUUGACCAUGACUCUGCUACUGCCUUGAGUAUAUGCCUGAAUGGCAUAAGAGAUAACUACCCAAUCUAGACCAGAGAAUGUUGCUUACCAGCAGCAUUGAAUAAGGAGUUAAAGAUGAAGGGUGACACUGAGUUUUCUGAACUGUUUGUGAGGCUUAACUGGUUUCUGUUGUUUUCUUGCAUGACAUGCAUGAAAACCUGUCACCAAUUUAUAGAUUAUUUCUGUUUAGAGAUUAAUUUUGUCUACAGUCAUUUAGUGGAGCCCCUAGGAGCUCAUGUUUGUGACAAACCAGCAUCUUCCCCCUGCUGGCCUUUCCACAACUGUGUGUGUGUGUGUGUGUGUGUGUG
Molecule: messenger RNA, 1800 nt
Organism: Microtus ochrogaster (prairie vole)
Lineage: Eukaryota; Metazoa; Chordata; Mammalia; Rodentia; Cricetidae
Gene: Aig1
Product: androgen induced 1
Cellular component (GO): endomembrane system; membrane
Source: RefSeq, a predicted model, not a curated record